Aphanomyces astaci is the source of this 2725-nucleotide messenger RNA. RefSeq lists its product as hypothetical. Gene Ontology annotation, molecular function: protein binding; mRNA binding; translation initiation factor activity. Gene Ontology annotation, cellular component: eukaryotic translation initiation factor 4F complex. NCBI's taxonomy places the organism in Eukaryota, Oomycota, Saprolegniomycetes, Saprolegniales, Verrucalvaceae. The transcript has 4 exons. The record is from RefSeq and is a predicted model, not a curated record. The annotation marks the transcript as partial.
ACAUGGUUGACACAACCACCUCUACGACUCCUUCCCCGCCACUGCCGAAGACCAAGCUUCGUGCGUCUGCGCCGGCGUUUGUCUUCUCUGCCAAUGCGCCCACAUGGCAGCCUCCUUCGUACACCGCGCCAGCACCCGUCGUCGCCGCAGCUGUCCCUGCCGUCGCAGUAGCCGCCGCUGUGCCGAUCUUGAAGCCGACUGCGAAAGCAUUCGUGCCUUCUUUCCUUGCCACUCCCGCCGUGGUGCCGAGCACGACCGAGGUCCACACCGCCAUCGUCGUUGAACCAACCAAGGAACCCACGGAACCCGCGGUCAUCCCUGCUGCCGCCGCCGCCGUCGUCGUUGUUGCCGCCCCUCUCGCGAUUGUCGUCGUCGAAGAAGAAGAAGACGCGGCUGCCACACCUCCUCCUACCACGACAGUCGCGGUCAUCGAACCCGACGUGCCAACGACGCCGGUCGGUUCAGCGAAACCCGAGCCCGAAGCCGAAUCCCACCCUUCGUCUCCCAUCUCUUCCAUCGCUCAUGCUUCUCCAGACUACUCUGUCACCACCGCCAUUGUCAUCAAGGACGAAGAGCCCUCGAAACCGUCCGACGGAGCCUUAUUGCCGCCGCCUACUUCGCGCAAGCGUCGCAUCACGUACACGUUGGCCGAAAUGCUCUUGAUGGAACCCGAGGCGUGUCCUGUACCUGCGGGGUUGGAGCUGUGCGUGGCACCUCCUGGUGAGUCCAAGGCGAGUCGCCUCGCAUUCAAACAAGCCAAGCCGGAUACCCACCACCACCGGAGCAAUGACCGCAAACACAAGGGCGGCAAGAAGAACCACAAGCAUUCGCAUCACAAUGGAUACAGCAAAUCCAACAGCAAUAUCGCCGACGAAGAUGAUUUGACGCCUGUGAAACCAUUGAGCAUCAACGAAGAAACGCGGUGGAAGCCCAAAGAUCACGCUGUAGCAACUAGCUCGGAAGCGACGACAGAUGCGCAUUUGGCCCAAGUCCAAGCGAUCCUCAACAAGUUGAGUGUAGAGAAAUUUGAACGGCUGUCAGAUCAAUUGAUUGCCGUGGCCGUCAAGAGCGCCGACGUCCUCCGCGGCGCCAUCGAUAUGGUGGUGAAGAAGGCGCAGAUGGAAUGGCACUUUUCAUCCAUGUAUGCUCAGCUAUGUGCCAAGAUGGCGCGGUCGGCCAUGCCGCUGCUCAGCAAAGAUGACAGCAGCAACAAGGAAGAAGCCACGAGCGGCGCCAAGUUGUUUCGGUCGUUGCUGCUCACACGAUGCCAAAAGGAGUUUGAAGUGUCUCCCUUGUCUGCUGCAGCGAUUACAGCCAAUCAUUCUGACCAAGUGGCUGACGAACUGGCUGUCCAAUCCCCCGAUACAUUGCUCUUGCUAAAACGAGCCACACUGGGCCACAUUCGCUUUAUUGGCGAACUGUUCAAGCAAGGCAUGCUUAGCGCUCGCAUCAUGCACGAAUGUAUCCAGCGGCUAUUUGGCAACACGGAUAAACCGGAUGAAGAGUCACUGGAGUGCAUGUGUAAACUACUGGCGACCGUCGGCCUUCGGCUAGAAGAGCGCGCCGCCGCCGUGCCCGUGGAAGCCGCGCUGAUCAAGCAAUACUAUGACAUUAUCCACAGCUUGAGCCAAGAUAAGACCAAGCUGUGCACGCGGGUCCGCUUUAUGCUCCAGGACUUGAUCGACAUGCGCGCCAACAAGUAUGUGAGCCGGCUCAAGGAAGCCAAAGCCACAACCAUCGCCGAAGUCCACGCCCAAGCUGCCCGCGAAGAAAAGCUCAAGACAUCUGGCCACCGACAUGUGGAAAAGCCAAAAUUUUUUAAAAGCCAGAGCCUCGCCCUGCCACCGCCACCUUCAGCUGGUUCUUCUCAAACAACCAACAGGCAAGCAUCGAAAGAUGGAUGGGAAACGGUCCCCGCUAAAGUCAAGUUGGUCAAGAGUGUCUCGGCUGAUAUUCGACCUCAACAACCACAACACCCGAGUCGAUUCUCGGAUAAGCGCAACGACAGUGACAACCGAGGCAAGCCGAUCAAGUCGCGCCGGGGGUCGGUCGAGCGCCGAAGUUCCGUGGACACUCCCCAGUCGGCAUCUCGCCGUCCGCCCGCGGUGCCCCGCGGCACCUCUGUGCGCCAUCCAUCCCCCGAACCCCCUGUCGCCGCCGCCUCCCGUUCCGAAGACGAGCUCGUCAAGGUGGCCAAGCGCAUGUUUAAAGAGUUCGUAGCCGAACAAGAUUUGGCCGAAGUCCAAGCGCAGCUGCACGAUGCAUUGGAGCACACGCAGGCAGUGACUUCGACGAUUUGGAACUUUGCACUGGACCAGAAGGACGCCGAGCGCAAUGCCGUAGGGCCGUUCUUCGCCGGAUUGGCCGCCAAUGGCUUGGUGGACGCGGCGGGGAUGGCGGCGGCGCUGGCUGAGCUCAUCGAGUUUCUCGAAGAUAUCGAGAUUGAUAUCCCCAAAGCGGGGCUUUACCUUAGCCAAAUGAUCGCGCCGUUGCUGGCCCAAGGUGUGUGGACGUUGGAUCAAGUGGACCUGAGUGUGCUGCCAGACGCCAAACAAUCAGCGAUUAACAAGCACUUGGCGUCGGCGCUCGGCCAACUGGACAACGUGGCCGAUCAUGAUGUCGCCCUCGUCGAGUUUAUGAACUCGCAUAAGUAAAGAGAUAAAAUUACGAUGUGGUGGUAUAUGUAAGUCAUCGAUAAGCCAGCCACCACUUCGUUUCACACGAG